This is a messenger RNA of Cheilinus undulatus (humphead wrasse), 4329 nucleotides long. It is a transcript of the gene tspan12, whose product is annotated as tetraspanin 12. Lineage: Eukaryota; Metazoa; Chordata; Actinopteri; Labriformes; Labridae. Bases 527 to 1468 code for a protein of 313 amino acids. Gene Ontology annotation, cellular component: membrane. The transcript has 7 exons. The record is from RefSeq and is a predicted model, not a curated record.
AGGCUCAGAUUCAGCUGCAGACUCUGUCCGGACUGAAACUCUGCGCUUAGGAGGAAACUACACAUACUGAAACGAACUGGAGAGGAUUUAACACUACAUGGUGGAUGGUUUUAAAGUUUGUUUUCCCUCUUCUGAGUUCUGAUUUGGAGUUUUGGAUCACACAGCUAACGUUUUAAAAUCGUAACUCCUCGCGUAAACUUCUUCAAACCGUUCCUGGCUGUGCGUAUUUUCGGCGCGUCCUGCUAACUGAGUGAUGAUUGCUUUGGAAAUGUCACUCCAUCAUCCCGGCGGGGCAGAGGGGAAAGUAAGAAACCACCUGUUGUGAAAGUUUCCUGGAGCCUCUGACGGAUAAACCCGAGCUGAGCCGAGACAGAGUGGCGCGGAAUGCGGCCUUUACGCACGGAGCAGACGCACUUUCAGAGAAGAUGAGCGAUAAUCUCCGCCGAAAUCUCUCUGGGAUCCGCGCCGUGUGUUUGCUAUGAGCAUGUUGCCAUGGUUACCCGGGCUCAGGUGAGCUCUGGUCGGGAUGGCUCGUGAGGACGCGGUGAGGUGUCUGCGCUGUCUGCUGUACGCGCUCAACCUGCUCUUCUGGCUGAUGUCACUGUGUGUGUUAGGAGUGGCAGCGUGGAUCAGAGACUCCCUGAACACCGUGCUGACCCUGACCGCCCACACCAGGUUGGAGGAGGCGGCCGUCCUCACGUACUCUCCGGCGGUCCACCCAGUCUUCAUCGCCGUGUGCUGCCUCCUCUUCAUCGUGGCGAUGGUGGGGUACUGCGGCACGCUCAGGUGUGACCUGCUGCUGCUUUCCUGGUAUUUCUGCAGUCUGCUGCUGAUCUUCUGUGUGGAGUUAGCCAGCGCUGUGUGGACCUACGACCAGCCAUCCAUGGAGCGCUCUGACAUGAUCAGUCUGAAGUCUCGGAUGCCAAACUUCGGCCUGCAGCGUUACCAGUGGCUCACACACACCUGGAACAGCUUCCAGACAGAGUUUAAAUGCUGCGGGGUGAUCUACUUCACCGAUUGGCUGGAGAUGACAGAGAUGGAGUUUCCACCCGACUCCUGCUGCUCUAAUCAGUAUCCAGGAUGUGCUCGCCACGCCCACCUCCACGACCUCAGCGACCUGCACCAAGAGGGCUGUGGUCCAAAGAUCUACAGUUUCAUCCGAGGGACCAAACAGCUGCAGGUGUUGCGUUUCCUGGGCGUGUCCAUUGGUGUGGCUCAGAUACUCGCCAUGGCGCUCACCCUCACGCUGCUCUGGGCACUCUAUUACGGACGUAAAGCUCCAGAGCUGGAUGCCACAGCAGCCCUGUCCCCUCAGGAUGACUCCGCCCCCCUCACAGUGACUCACGGAGCCUCGGCUGAAGCGUCACACUCCGGAUGUAACCGCACAAAUAAAGUGUGGAACAACACGAACGGGAAUGCGAACAGUAAACCGUCAGAGCUGCAGUUUGAGAUGGAGAGACUGUCCUAACAGAGGAGUGAAAAACUGUGAACUGAACAAAACACAGAAAUAUUUAAAGAAUAUUUAAAGACUGAAUUUAGGAGUUUCAUUCAUCAUUUCUAUCAGGAGAGUUUUCAAUAACAAAUCAGAAUCAACUCUGAGAAUUUCACACCUGGCAGUUCAAUGCAUCUGCAAGGUAUAUGACUGCUGGAAAGUGGUGUGCCAAAUGGAAGGGCUAAUGUGGUUUUUUGAAGUAGUGUGACUCCUAAAAAUCUUCAAAGAGAUGAACAUGAGGGCCAGAGACAUUUAUUCAAAAUCUCACCAUUGGGCCAGAAAGGAUAUUUAUGCAAAGUUUGAAGUAAAUCCCUCAAGGCACCCUUGAGAUAAUGUGUUCAAGCAUGGCAUAAACAUGAAGCCCAAUGCCCUUUAAGGCUGUCCUAUUGGUUCCAUAAUCAUAUCAGUUCAUUCUUGGGCCAUAGCAAACUUCUUUGUUAAGUAUGAAGAAAAUCCAUCAAAGCAGUCUGGAGGUAUAGUGUUCAUGAGUAAGGGAUAAACAUGAGGCCCAAUGAUCUUGAUCUUUUAUAUUUAACUUUCAAAAUCUCAUCAUUAAGCCUGAAAGGAUAUUUGUGCAAAGUUUGAACAUGAGGCCCAAUGCCCUUUGCCCCACUGGCCCCAGAAUGGUAUCAGUUUAUCCUCGGGUCAUAAUGGACUUUUUGGUCAGAAACGAAGAUCCAUCAAUGCUGUCUGGAGGUAUAGAGGUUGCAAGAAAGGGAUGAUCAUGAGGCCAAGUUACCAUGAAAUUUGGGAUUUUGUCUCCAAAGUUGAACCUGUUCAUCUUGGAUCUGAAUGGAAAUUUAUGCAAAUUUCUGAGAAAAUCUCUUAAAGCAGUUUUGAGUUAUAAUGCUCUGCAGCAAGGAAUGAACACGAGGCCAGAUCACUUAAAUCAAAUGUCCUCAUUCUUAAGUCGGAGUGGAAAUUUGUACAAAUCUUAAGAAAAUCACUAAUAGCAUUCUUAAGAUAUUGUGUUUACAGGUAAGGGAUGAACAUGAGGCCCAGUGCCCUUUAGGUCUGAGCUACUGGCCCCAGAAUCGUAUCAGUUCAUCCUUUUGUCAUAAUGGACUUCUUUGCCAAUUGAGAAGAAAAUGCAGCCAAGCAGUCUGGAGAUAUAAUGUUCACAAGAAAGGGAUGGACAUGAGGCCCUGUAACCAUGAAAUCUGAGAUAUUGUCUUCAAAUCAAAUCUGUUCAUCCCUGGAUCAGAGAGGAAGUUUUUAUAAAUGAUAAAAUCCCAUAAAGCAUUCUUGAGUUGUAAUGUUCAUAAGCAAGGCAUGAACAUGAGGCCUAAUGGCCCUGAAGUCUGAACUAUUGUCUCAUUAUCAAAUUUGUUAAUCUUCGAGCUGAAGUUGAAAACUGUGCAAAGUUUGAAGAAAAUUCCUCAAAGCAGUCAUGAGUUACAAUCUUCACAAGCAACAGAUUAACAUAAGGCCCAAACACAUGACUUUUUAUAUGACCUCUAAAAUCUAAUGCCCUCAUCCUAAAGUCAAAGUGGAUAUCUGUACAAAUUUGAAAAAAAAAAAAAACCCUCAGAGCAUUCUUGAGAUAUCAUGCUUACAGGUAAGGCAUGAACAUGAGGCCUAAGGACCAUGAUAUCUGUGCUCUUGUCUCCAUAAUGAAAUAUUUUCAUUCUUGAGUUUAAGUAGGCUCUUGUGCAAAAUUUGAAGAAAAUCCCUCAAAGCAGUCAUGGGAUACCAUUUUCACAAGCAAGGGAUGAAGAUGAGGUCCAUUGACCUUAAACUUUAAAAUCUCAUCAGUUUUUCCUUGAGUCAGAGCUGACAUUUGUGGAAGGUUUAAAGAAAAUUCAUCAGAGUGUUUGAGAUAUCCUGCUAACAUGCUAAAGAUGAACAUGAGGCCCAAUAACCCUGAAGUCUGAGCUAUUGCCUCCAAAAUUGCACAAGUUCAUCCCCAGGUCAAAGAAGAAAUUUGUGCAAUUUUGGAAGAAAAUCCCUCAAAGUAGUCUUGAGAUGUAAUGUGCACAAGCAAGGGAUGAGCAUGAGGCCCAAUUACCUAAACGUUGACCUAUGGCCUCCAAAAUGCAUGCACUUUAUCCUUGAGUCUAAGUGGACAUUUAUGCAAAGUUGGAAGAAAAUCACUUAAAUGUCACGCUCUUGAGCAAGGGAUUAAAAUGAGGCCCAUGAGCUCCAGAAUCUAAUCAUCUUUCAUUAAGUCAGCUUAAAUUUUUCUUCUGAAGAGUUGGUAGAAAAUGUUCAAAAGUUUUCUUGAUGGUUGGCAUGAAUGACCUGGGUGGAUAAAUAUACACGGACGACCUAAAAACAUCAUGCCUCAACUAUUUCUGGCAUGAACACAUCAAAUCUCUGUUUUAUUCUUCUUUAUUGUAUUCACAUUCACACGGCUGUUUCUGAAAUGUAUGCUCAUUUCACAGUCUGAUUAUUCUUCCCUCAGAUGUUGGAUUAUUUCUGAUAGAAAUGAUGGAUAAAUCUGUGAGCAGAAAAGUCAUGAGAUGGCUGCAGAUUUACAGAAAACUCUUCAGGAGCAACAAAGCACCCAAAUCCAGAGCUGAACCUGAGGAGACUCUGCAGAGACAGGACGGCUCUGCAUUAAAACUCUAACUGAAGCACUAUAAGAGAAAAGGAACUUCUGGUUUCAAUCACUUUAUUAAAGGUACUAUUUAUAAAAAAAUAUGGUCAGUCUUUGUGAACUUCUACAGAACAAACUGUAGAGUUCCUGUUGUUGUUUUGUCACUGGAGAAAAGUUCUCAUGUUUAUCAGAGUGUUUCUUAGAUUAGAGAGAAUGUGCAUGGGGUUUAAUAUUUAAUAUUUGUUUCAGUUAUUACAGAGUUUGAUCUUUCUCACUGGAAUAAAGCAUUAAAUAUUUG